Molecule: messenger RNA, 327 nt
Organism: Diversispora eburnea
Lineage: Eukaryota; Fungi; Glomeromycota; Glomeromycetes; Diversisporales; Diversisporaceae
Source: the annotation of a GenBank genome assembly
AUGCAAUCUUCUAUCAUCGUUCGUAUCAUAUUCUUUUUCAUAUUUGUUCUUGGAAUUCAAGCAUACAAUACUACACUUGAGGGUUAUUUCGACUCAAUCUGUCAUGUAUAUGUAACAGAUUGUAAUAGAACAGUCAUAAAUGAUGCUGGAAAUAAAAGUUGUGAUGAUGAGACAGUAUUUAUUUGGGAUCAAGCCCCAGAAUUAUAUUGCGUACAUGUGUAUCCUAUUACAGAGCCCGAUGACAAUCGUUAUCGUCAAGCAAAUGGAAAUUCAUGCUUUUAUGUCCAUGGAAACCUCUUAGAUGGUUGGUCGAUUGAUGAUUGUUAG